Molecule: messenger RNA, 1977 nt
Organism: Medioppia subpectinata
Lineage: Eukaryota; Metazoa; Arthropoda; Arachnida; Sarcoptiformes; Oppiidae
Source: the annotation of a GenBank genome assembly
AUGUCUUCAAUGCAUUCAAAUGAACGACUCAUUAAUGAGUACUUAAGCGACGAUUCGUUGCUUUCAAUCUUUCAAUUCAUACCAAUCGCACAACUCUUCACUUUAAGACAAGUCUGCAAACGGUUCCAACAAUUGGGCGAUUAUGCGCUCAAACUUCGCACAAGUAUUGCGGUUACCAUUAAAUCAGAUGAUAAUAGCGAUGACGAGGAAUACGAGUCCAGAAACGACUGCUGCGAUCCAAGACAUGGCUUCACAUCCAAUGAUUGCAUCCAUAAGACGUGUCGUACUGUCAAAGACGGCUCGAGAACUCUAUAUGUGUUGAGUGAACAACAUUUGCACCAAUUGUUCACUUUCUCCCCGAAUGUGAAGGCAUUGAGUCUCGAGUCGACGAUCUUUGACCGAAAUGUGUGGCAAUACUUCGGCCACAACUGUCCUCCGGGUGUCCAACACCUGGACUUUUCCAACUCUCAGGGACUCAUCGACGAAGUGAUCGGCUUUAUUGUCGCCAAAUGUGGCCCAACUCUGGAGCACAUUGUCCUCAGAGACAGUGAUAUCAGCGAAGCAUCGCUUAAACAUGUGCUGCAAAAGUGUCCGAAACUGGAGAUUCUGGACGUGAGUCGAAACUUCUCUGACCUGAAGAGAGACUUGAAUGCCGUCACAGAAGACGAGUGGCGAACCAUUCCAGAGGUCGGCGACGCCAGGAAUAAGAAGAUGAGAAAUCCUCGCGCAGAGAAAUUCACUCCCGUUCCCGACUCUAUACUCGCGCACAACUCGUCCAUCGGUUCCGGAGAGACAGUGGUCUCCAUUGACCCGCGAACAGGGCUUAAGACACCGAUGACUGCGGGCACGUCGACGGGUUUGAUGACUCCGGGAGGGUUUGUCACUCCAGGGAAUCUGGAUUUGCGUAAAAUAGGUCAGGCGAGGAACACUCUCAUGGAUCUGAAGCUCAAUCAGGCAUCCGAUUCGGUCACCGGUCAGACGGUCGUCGACCCGAAGGGAUACUUAACUGAUUUACAGUCAAUGAUUCCAAGCCAUGGCGCAGAUAUCAGUGAUAUUAAAAAAGCGCGACUACUGUUGAGGUCAGUCCGGGAGACAAACCCGAACCACUCGCCCGCUUGGAUAGCUUCGGCUCGACUCGAAGAAGUGACCGGAAAAUUACAAACGGCUCGUAAUCUAGUGAUGAAAGGCUGUGAGAUGUGUCCCAACUCUGAAGACGUGUGGAUAGAGGCGGCGCGUCUCCAACCGGCAGACUUAGCGAAGUCAGUGAUAGCUCAGGCCGUCCGUCAAAUACCGACUUCCGUUCGACUUUGGAUUAAAGCCUCGGAAUUAGAGCAGGAAAUGAAAGCCAAGAAAAAGAUAUUCCGUAAGGCUUUGGAACACAUCCCGAAUUCGGUCCGAUUGUGGAAAGAGGCGGUCGAACUCGAAGAGCCCGAAGACGCGCGCAUACUAUUGAGUCGAGCGGUCGAGUGCUGUCCCACUAGUGUUGAGCUAUGGCUCGCACUCGCGAGACUCGAGACCUACGAUAACGCACAGAGAGUACUGAAUAAAGCCCGAGAAAACAUUCCGACCGAUCGACAGAUUUGGAUAACAGCCGCCAAACUAGAAGAAGCGCAGGGAAAGACACCUAUGGUUCAGAAAAUCAUCGACAGAGCGAUCACUUCGUUCACGGCUACGGGCGUCGAAAUAAAUCGCGAGCAAUGGCUUAAGGAUGCGAUGGAAACGGAAAAGUCGGGAUCUGUUCAGACGUGUCAAUCGAUUGUGAGGGCUGUCAUCGGGUAUGGCAUCGAUGACGAGGACCGGAAGCACACGUGGCUCGAAGACGCCGAGAAUUUUGCGAACCAGGAUGCUUUCGAAUGCGCCCGAGCUAUAUAUGGUCACGCGAUUAAGACAUUUCCCUACAAGAAGUCCAUUUGGUUGAGAGCCGCGUAUUUCGAGAAAAAUCACGGAACGAGAGAAAGCCUUAAGAGUCUAUUACAG